CCUCCGCCCUGGCCCCCAUCGGACAGUGUACCGCGGGCUUGGGGAACAGGAGAGGAAGGAAGGAAGGAGCUAGGAGGCGGUCGCACGGUUCUCAGGUUUCCUUCCUCUCCCGCCGCAGAGGUCGCGAGAGCCCAGCCCGGCCACCUGGAAGCAGGCGACAAAGGUUGCGCGUGUGCUCGGCGGGGCGAGCAUGGAGGGCGCGGACCUGGUCGCCAAGGUGCUCUCCACCUGGCUGACGCUGGUGCUCGGCCUCAUCCUGCUGCCCUCGGCCUUCGGGUUGUCGCUGGGCAUCUCCGAGGUCUACAUGAGGAUCCUGGUGAAGACCCUGGAGUGGGCCACGCUCCGAAUUGAAAAAGGUGCCCCAAAGGAGUCGGUGCUUAAAAAUUCAGCUUCUGUUGGUAUUAUCCAAAGAGACGAGUCACCCAUGGAAAAAGGGCUCUCUGGUCUUCGAGGAAAGGACUUUGAGCUCUCUGACGUGUUUUAUUUCUCCAAGAAGGGAUUGGAAGCCAUUGUGGAGGACGAAGUGACCCAGAGGUUCUCCUCAGAGGAGCUGGAGUCAUGGAAUCUCCUCACUAGAACCAACACCAAUUUCCACUACAUCAGUCCUCGGCUCACCAUGGUGUGGGUGCUGGGCGUCAUAGUCCGCUAUUGCGUCCUGCUGCCUCUGAGGGUUACCCUUGCUUUCAUUGGGAUCAGUCUGCUGGUUAUAGGGACGACCUUGGUUGGGCAGCUGCCAGACAGCAGCCUCAAGAGCUGGCUGAGCGAAGUGGUGCACCUGACUUGCUGUCGGAUCUGCGUGCGGUCCCUCUCGGGCACCAUUCAUUACCAUAACAAGCAGUACCGGCCCCGGAAAGGGGGCAUAUGCGUCGCCAACCACACGUCCCCGAUCGAUGUUUUGAUCUUGACCACGGAUGGAUGCUACGCAAUGGUUGGCCAGGUUCAUGGCGGACUGAUGGGGAUUAUUCAGAGAGCCAUGGUCAAGGCGUGUCCUCACGUCUGGUUUGAGCGCUCAGAAAUGAAGGAUCGGCACCUGGUUACAAAGAGACUAAAAGAACAUAUUGCCGAUAAGAAAAAAUUACCCAUAUUAAUCUUCCCUGAAGGGACCUGCAUCAACAAUACUUCAGUCAUGAUGUUUAAAAAGGGAAGCUUUGAGAUUGGAGGAACCAUACACCCUGUUGCAAUUAAGUAUAACCCCCAGUUUGGGGACGCUUUUUGGAAUAGUAGUAAAUACAACAUGGUGAGCUACCUGCUUCGCAUGAUGACCAGCUGGGCCAUCGUCUGUGACGUGUGGUACAUGCCACCCAUGACCAGAGAGGAAGGAGAAGAUGCUGUCCAGUUUGCAAAUAGGGUUAAGUCUGCUAUUGCUGUACAAGGAGGAUUGACUGAACUUCCCUGGGAUGGUGGGCUGAAGAGAGCAAAAGUGAAGGACACCUUUAGGGAGGAACAGCAGAAGAAUUACAGCAAGAUGAUUGUGGGCAAUGGUGCUCUCAACUUGGAAUCAGACUGACGGCGCCCUGGAAAGAUCUUGGCUUCCUACAGCUACCCCUAGAAAUGCAGUGGUUGGGUGUGGGGGGUGUUGUUUUGUUUUAGUGUUUUUGUUUGUUUUUUUGAGACAGGGUCUUGAUAUA
Messenger RNA from Fukomys damarensis (Damara mole-rat), 1628 nucleotides. It is a transcript of the gene Gpat3, whose product is annotated as glycerol-3-phosphate acyltransferase 3. Gene Ontology annotation, molecular function: glycerol-3-phosphate O-acyltransferase activity. Gene Ontology annotation, cellular component: endoplasmic reticulum. Gene Ontology annotation, biological process: triglyceride biosynthetic process. The record is from RefSeq and is a predicted model, not a curated record. The coding region runs from base 191 to 1507 and encodes 438 amino acids. The transcript has 12 exons. NCBI's taxonomy places the organism in Eukaryota, Metazoa, Chordata, Mammalia, Rodentia, Bathyergidae.